Cynocephalus volans (Philippine flying lemur) is the source of this 1550-nucleotide messenger RNA. RefSeq names its product transforming growth factor beta 2 (gene TGFB2). Lineage: Eukaryota; Metazoa; Chordata; Mammalia; Dermoptera; Cynocephalidae. Gene Ontology annotation, biological process: transforming growth factor beta receptor signaling pathway; regulation of cell population proliferation. Gene Ontology annotation, cellular component: extracellular region. The record is from RefSeq and is a predicted model, not a curated record. Gene Ontology annotation, molecular function: cytokine activity; transforming growth factor beta receptor binding; growth factor activity. Bases 19 to 1347 code for a protein of 442 amino acids. The transcript is spliced from 8 exons.
CCUCCCCCUUUUUAAAAAAUGCACUGCUGUGUGCUGAGCGCUUUUCUGUUCCUGCAUCUGGUCACGGUCGCGCUCAGCCUGUCUACUUGCAGCACACUUGAUAUGGACCAGUUCAUGCGCAAGAGGAUAGAGGCGAUCCGCGGGCAGAUCCUGAGCAAGCUGAAGCUCACCAGUCCCCCAGAAGACUACCCUGAGCCCGAGGAAGUCCCCCCGGAGGUGAUUUCCAUCUACAACAGCACCAGGGACUUGCUCCAGGAGAAGGCGAGCCGGAGGGCGGCCGCCUGCGAGCGCGAGAGGAGCGACGAGGAGUACUACGCCAAGGAGGUUUACAAAAUAGACAUGCCGCCCUUCUUCCCCUCGGAAACUGUCUGCCCAGUUGUUCCAACACCCUCUGGCUCAGUGGGCAGCUUGUGCGCCAGACAGUCUCAGGUGCUCUGUGGGUACCUUGAUGCCAUCCCGCCCACGUUCUACAGACCCUACUUCAGGAUUGUCCGAUUUGAUGUCUCAGCAAUGGAGAAGAAUGCUUCCAAUUUGGUAAAAGCAGAGUUCAGAGUCUUUCGUUUGCAGAACCCAAAAGCCAGAGUGCCUGAACAACGGAUCGAACUGUAUCAGAUUCUCAAGUCCAAAGACUUAACAUCUCCAACCCAGCGCUACAUCGACAGCAAAGUUGUGAAAACGAGAGCAGAGGGUGAAUGGCUCUCCUUUGAUGUAACCGAUGCUGUUCACGAAUGGCUUCACCAUAAAGAUAGGAACCUGGGAUUUAAAAUAAGUUUACACUGUCCCUGCUGCACUUUUGUACCAUCAAAUAAUUACAUCAUCCCAAAUAAAAGUGAAGAACUAGAAGCAAGAUUUGCAGGUAUUGAUGGCACCUCCACAUAUACCAGUGGUGAUCAGAAAACUAUAAAGUCCACUAGGAAAAAAACCAGUGGGAAGACCCCACAUCUCCUGCUAAUGUUAUUGCCCUCCUACAGACUUGAGUCACAACAGUCCAACCGGCGGAAGAAGCGUGCUUUGGAUGCGGCCUAUUGCUUUAGAAAUGUGCAGGAUAAUUGCUGCCUACGUCCACUUUACAUUGAUUUCAAGAGAGAUCUUGGGUGGAAAUGGAUACAUGAGCCGAAAGGGUACAAUGCCAACUUCUGUGCUGGAGCAUGCCCGUAUUUAUGGAGCUCAGACACUCAGCACAGUAGGGUCCUCAGCUUAUAUAAUACCAUAAAUCCAGAAGCAUCUGCUUCUCCUUGCUGCGUGUCCCAGGAUUUAGAACCGCUAACCAUUCUCUACUACAUUGGCAAAACACCCAAGAUCGAACAGCUUUCUAACAUGAUCGUAAAGUCUUGCAAAUGCAGCUAAAAUCCUUGGAAAAGUGGCAAGAUGAAAAUCAUGAUGAUGAUGAUGAUAAUGACGACAAUGACAAUGAGGAUGUUUGUAACAAGAAAACAUAAGAGAGCCUUGGUUCAUCAGUGUUAAAAAUUUUUGAAAAAGCGGUACUAGUUCAAACACUUUGGAAGUUUGUGUUCUGGUUGUUAAAACUGGCAUCUGAAACAAAAAAAGUU